Cricetulus griseus (Chinese hamster) is the source of this 1038-nucleotide messenger RNA. The record is from RefSeq and is a predicted model, not a curated record. NCBI's taxonomy places the organism in Eukaryota, Metazoa, Chordata, Mammalia, Rodentia, Cricetidae.
UUACCAGCAGUCAGUGGGUGGAUCUCACUAAGGUUGAGGGCUCAGCCUCUUGCGCUCACCGGGCACUAGUGAACUCCACUUCCCAUCAUGCAUCGAUCAUUACAUUGUCUGAUUUAGAAUGUGAUUACAUCAACGCUAGAUCAUGUUGCUCAAAAUUAAACAAGUGGGUAAUACCAGAGCUGACCGGCCACACCAUUGUCACCGUGUUAAUGCUUGCUUCACUGCACUGGUUCAUCUUCCUUCUCAACUUACCUGUUGCCACUUGGAAUAUAUACAGGUUCAUUAUGGUGCCAAGUGGUAACAUGGGAGUGUUUGAUCCAACAGAAAUACACAAUCGGGGACAGUUAAAGUCACACAUGAAAGAAGCCAUGAUCAAGCUUGGUUUCUACCUGCUCUGUUUCUUCAUGUAUCUCUAUAGUAUGAUUCUAGCUUUAAUAAAUGACUGAAGCUGGAGAAGCCGGGGUUGAAGCCAACCUACACUACACUGCACAAUUGAGGAGCCAGAGACUACUUAAACCACCCUUAAAACCGUGACCAUAGCAGUAUCUAUUUUGGUCUUUGAACAAAAAACUAUUUUUGCUGUAUUUUUACCACAUAAAGUAUUUAAAAAAAUGAAUUGAGUUUUUGUAGAUUUCUGAUUCUCAACCCCAGCAUAUGAAGGUGUUUUGUGUCCUCUGUGGCUUUUUGGCAAAGGCAGGAAUGUGUGCUGGCUUUGUAUGCCACAGAAAUAAAGGGCACACCUAGGAGAGCCCUUACUAGAUGAGCGGGGCUGACAUGAAGUCUGAAAAGCCAGAGCAGAGAGCAAUACAGCUAAUCUGGACAAAAGAAGAAAGUUAAUUAUCCCUCUUGCCAUCUAUUGUGGCAACUUAAUGUUAAUGUGGCUUAAGGAUUUGAGGGACUUUUCAGCUAAGUCUUUCAACAGAAAAUGACAUUUUAAAAUGUAUUUCUUUCUUUGCAGUAUUUGAAACCUUACAAGCCAUGUGCCCAGGUACAAUGUAAUUCCUGCCUACAGAAAGGAAAAAUAAAUUUUAAAGUCAA